AUUCAUAACAGAAUAAGGAGGAAUACCCAUGACACAGUCUUCAUGGUUAUAACUGGUCACAUGGUGACAGCUGAUAUUUUAUGACUACCUUUUUCUACUACUCACUCCCUUUACCUUCAGCAAGAAAUCAGUUAGUUACAGUUCUUGCCUGGUAGAAUGAUCCAAGUCUUCAUUGCUGAAAGGUAUGGGCCAUUAAUACCCCUACCUGAGUUCAGUUAUAAUCUCCCAUGAACUUAAUCACAGAGUCUGGCAAUGUUAAGAGAUACCCAAAAGGAUCUCCUAUAUUCCAGCUUUCCAUUGUGGAGUAGGAAUCCAAUUUUCUCUUGCUAGUCAGGAUCAAUUAACUCAGCCAUCAUGGUAACUCCCUUCUUUGCUUAUUGAUCAUAGGAGUGAGGAGUGCAAAGUGGCCAGGUAGCAAUCUUAAUUUCUACUUUAGUGGAAUCAUUGUUGUGUUUCCUUUAGAACUAAGACUGGCAGAGCAAAAGGUCAUAGAACAGGAAACAAAUUUUACUAGUGGAUCACUAGAGGUAAUGCCAAUUGAUACUGCUUCCAUUUAUGUUCCUUGAUUCCUGAAUCCAUGAAUCCUACCUAUGGGAGAAACAACACCAGCUACUGAACUGAGAUUCAGAACAGAUAAAGCCUUCUGGAGCACCUUGCCCCAGCCCUUAAGAUACCUAGCUGGCACUUUAUCUGAGUCUUCAAAGGCCGUUUUACCAUUCUAUCAAGCCAGCUGCUUCAGGAUGGUGGGAAACAUGGAAAAAUCCCUGAAUUUCAUUGCUGCUCUUCACUUGCCGUGAAGUGAGUUAUUUGAUCAGAAGCAAUGAAGUGUGGAAUACCAUAAUGAUGGAUUAGUCAUUCUGGAAACCGCAGAGAGUAGUUUUGGCAGAAUCAUUGCAUGCAGGGAAGCCAAAUUCAUAUACAGAGUAAGUGUCUAUUCCAGUGAAAACAAAGUGUUUCCCCUUUCACGGUAGAAAUGGUACAAUGUCAAAAGUGGUCUAAGAAAGUUUCCAACUCCUUUCUGCCAUGUGAGAACAUAGAAGUUUGCAAACCAGAUGAAGCUCUUUGGCAGAACCUGACAUGCUAGCACCCUGAUCUUGUACUUACAGUCUCCAGAACAGUAAGCAGUAAGUUUCUGCAGUUUAUAAGCCAUCCAGUCUAUUGUGUUUUGUUACAACAACCCAAAUAGACUGACAAUGAGAAACCAGGAGGUCUGCUUGAAGUUCUGCCCACUGGAAGGAUUACGGUUUAUCACUGUCCUCAGGGAUGUUCCAGAAAGGAGCUGUAGUUGUCCACUCUCAGGUGGCACCCAUAUAUUGUGCAGAAUCAUCUGUAAGCCAGGCAAGAAUCUUCUCCUCCUCUGUCACCUUAUGGUAGGGAAUUUCCCAUUAAGACACAGGUACGGUUUUCAAGAUGGCGACUCCCUAUGUAACUGACGAGACUGGCGGCAAGUACAUCGCUUCAACACAGCGACCUGACAGGACCUGGCGAAAGCAGCGGAGGGUGAAAGAAGGCUAUGUGCCCCAGGAGGAGGUCCCAGUGUAUGAAAACAAGUAUGUGAAGUUUUUCAAGAGCAAACCAGAAUUGCCCCCCGGCCUGAGCCCAGAGGCCACUGCCCCCGUCACCGCAUCCAGGCCUGAAGGCGGUGAGCCAGCCCUCUCCAAGACAGCCAAACACAACCUGAAGCAGAAGGAGAAGAGGCGGCAGCAGCAAGAGAAAGGGGAGGCGGAGGCCUUGAGCCGGACUCUUGAGAAGGUGUCCCUGGGAGAGACAGCCCAGGUCCCCAGUGCCCCACAGGCCCGGGCAGCGCCCGCGGCCGCCUCAGACCAGCCCAACUCAGCCGCCACCACUGAGAAGGCCAGGAAGAUAAAGAGCCUGAAGAAGAAGCUUCGGCAGGUGGAGGAGCUGCAGCAGCGGGUCCGGGCUGGAGAGGUCAGCCAGCCCAGCAGAGAGCAGCUGGAGAAGCUAGCGAGGAGGAGGGCCUUGGAGGAGGCGCUGGAGGACUUGGAGCUGGGCCUGUGAGGCCCUCGGGGAUUAGGGGUGGACUGCACAAUAAACCAUGGGGCUCUCUGGGGUCCUGGGGAACGUGGGCAGCAGCAGUCGGCAGGGGUGUCCCCGGGCUGGCUCACUUCCACUUCUCAUGGCCCGACUCCAUCCUCCAGAGCCUAGCCUCUCCCUCAUUCCUUCCCUUUUGUCCCUAACUCCUGUUUUUUUGGACUUCUCUCUCUCUCUCCCCUAUCCCCAGUGUUCACGAUCUCAGUGACUAUCCCAGGUACCUUUGCUGCUGAUUUGGGUGUCUUGUUUAAAAGAAGAUUGGGUGGGUGGGAGUCUCUUGGAGAGCUGAGGUUGAGGACUGGGGAGCACGCCCAGGUCUUGGAGUCUUGGUUCCUCCUCACAGUGUUUAUGGGUUAUCUCCCCUUCCAUCCCUCACCUCUUUUUUUUUUUUUUUCCUUUUUUUAAAAAGAACAGAAUAAACUCAAGUAGACAACAA
Messenger RNA from Odocoileus virginianus texanus, 2488 nucleotides. The record is from RefSeq and is a predicted model, not a curated record. Lineage: Eukaryota; Metazoa; Chordata; Mammalia; Artiodactyla; Cervidae.